Lactuca sativa (garden lettuce) is the source of this 3154-nucleotide messenger RNA. The record is from RefSeq and is a predicted model, not a curated record. NCBI's taxonomy places the organism in Eukaryota, Viridiplantae, Streptophyta, Magnoliopsida, Asterales, Asteraceae.
CCCUUCCGCCUUUUCUCUCAUUCUUUUCGACGACGAUUAUUUCCCGCCUUCUUCUCAUCCUUUUUUCAGACGACGAUUAUCUCCGGGUUUUACAGAUUUGUGGAUAUUUUUCUGCACCAGUUAUGUCGGUUCAGGGGAUCCAUUCCUUGGGGAUGAUGGGGGAAUACCAGUCCCUUUGUAUACCACACAUGCAGGAGUUAGUCAUUUUACAAUAAGCUUAACUAAAUGAAGGGAACUCCUAACAGCAUAAAAGAAUAUGAACACAAUUUGGACUAACUUUGCUUGUAUGAGAGAAGCUAGAAAAGCUUUUCUUGCUCUUUCUGAAGAUGCAAAAGCACCUGUUGCGGGUCCCACUCAAGUUGAAGCUGAGGAUGACAUGGCAUCUGCUGCAGAACUCUCUACUGAUGGUGUUAGUCAGCUCCACAAAAGUACUCCAGUUUAUGUGCUAAAUCCAAAGCAGGAUAUGCAUGGUCUAGGCUACGAUCCAUUUAAAGGUGCUCCAGAAUUCAGGGAAAACAAAAGGUCGCAUUUACCUGGGAAUAAGGAAUCAGGCCACCAAAGAAAGAUGGCCUCUUCUCUUUCAAAAUUUUUUACCUAUUAAGGUAUUAUACAACAUUCAGACCAUUAUUUGAGAGUAUGUGUCCUUUGCGGGAAAGGCUGAAAGGAAGGGAUCACAUGGGGUUUGUGCUUAAAGACAUGAAGAAUUUUUGGAUCUGUUCUGAGAUUAUGCGUGUUGUUCUCAAACCUUCUGGAUGCAGAUUCAAUCGGUGACUUACGGUUUGCGUUUUCUUCUCUAUACUCCUGAGUUUGUCUUAAGUUGAUUCACUUUAAAGACUAAUUUUCGUUUUAGGAUAGUUUAAAUUUGCGCAUUUACUUUCGUUUCUCUCCUAUGCAAAAAUUUAGGGGGAGAAAUAAAAACAAAACAAAAAUUAGAAAAUAAAAAAAAUAUAAAAAAAUCAAAAAUAUGGUGUUAACGGAAUGUGAUUGAGGGAGAUGUUUUGGGAAGUGAUAUUAUCAAGUGAUAACAGGCAAUCUGAGUCUGCGUAACGUACCCGAAGUUGAAGGGUCUAUGCUCUGGUUUGAUGCGUCGGUAGGCACGAAAAUUUUUAAAUGGACAUGACUAGGCAGAGUUGAACUUAGGAAAUUUAUAGACUUGACAAAUCUUUACCUAGUUAGAUUCGUUCAGCCUGACAAUACGACGCUCGGAUAGGUUGAGCAGGGAGAUAUAUAUGGGAAUUUACUCGUCACAUUAAAUGAACCCGUACUUGGAACCGUGGUUUAACUUUUUCUCGAUGUGCGGAUUCUAUCCUUAAUUCCGGUUGGAUGGGGCGACUGGUAAAUUUUGAUAAAUUAGGUCUGUAGAAUAUCAUUUUCUUUCUUUCCGUCUGUUAGUCAUAUGUUGUCUACUUUGCGUGACUUCCAAUCCGACCUAGUACACAACAUAUGCAACUCUAUUUCUCUGCAGGCUAUAUAUAUAUAUAUAUAUAUAUAUAUAUAUAUAUAUAUAUAUAUAUAUAUAUAUAUAUAUAUAUAUAUAUAUGUGUGUGUGUGUGUGUGUGUGUGUGUGUGUGUAUGUGUGUGUGUGUGUGAAAUACUUCUUAUCUGUUAGCCAUAUGCUGUCUCCUUUGCGCGACUUCUAAUCCGACCUGGUACACAGCAUAUGCAACCUUCUUCUUCUCAACCCCUCUAAAGUAGUUAGCAAUAGAAUUCUGAAUCUCUUCUCUCUCUGAAUGGUUGUCUGCUCACCCGGUGUAAGGAGUACUCUGGAAGUUCUUGAUGGCUGGGGCAUAUCAGAAAGCGGGAAACACGUUCCAGUACACUUAAAAUUGAACUCAUACAGAUUGUCUCUAGAUCUCGCUGCUCAAUUUAGGUGGACAACAAUAUCGUUGGUCGUCGUCAGAUGAAUGGUCCUUAAGAUAUAAUAUCUAAGAAAUUAGGAUCAGAUAUAAUUUUUUAGGAACUUAAGUUCAGCUGUCUUGUAACAAAUAAUAUGUCCUAAAUUUGUCACAAUUUUUCGUGUUUAAGUAGACAACAAUACCGACGAUCGACCAGACAAAGAUGUGAAUAUGCAAGGUACCGACAAGUGGAUAAAUGUUGUCUAAAAACUUUGAUCCCAAAUCACUCUUAAAGUUAGAUAUCAUUUUUAUUUUUGUUAAAUUUGUCAUAGUUUCUUCUAAUUUAAAUAUUAGGGGAGAAUUAAAAAUUAAAAAUAAUAAAAAAAAAAUCAAAAAUCAAAGAAAAAUCAAAAAAAUUAAAAAUCCAAAAAUAGUGUUAUUUAUGUUUUAUUUCUGGUUCAGAAAAAUCAAAAAUCCAAAAAUAUUUUUGUUUCUAUUUUAAUUUGUAUGCUAAGUUUUCUUUUAGUUUUGUUUUGUCUUGAAAAGUGAUUUCAGGUGAAGAUGAAACUCAUGGAGUUUGUGUUGAAGAUUUCUAAGCCAAAGCCUCAUCCGUGAGCAUCGAAGAAUUCGCAUUCAAAGGAGCAAGAAAUGAAGAUCAUUUUUUCAACAUUCAAUUCUUCAACCCCAGAAGCAAGGUGAAUCUGUAACUGAAGAUUAUGUGACGGAUUGCAUUGAAGUCUCCUCAAUCAGUCUACUGCUAUUGUUGUACUUGCUGAAGUGAUCUAGAAGAUUUGUUCCCUCGGAUGUUCUCUCUGAAGAUUCUCAAGCUGAAAACGUUAUCUUUCAAGAAUCAGUACGUCAAGCCUCCUCACCCAAUGUGCGUUCAAUGCCAAACUGCUCAAGAUGAAGUCAUUCAUUGAAGAUAAAUGCUGAAGCCAAUCUCUCAUUGAAGAUUAAUAAGAAGAGCCAGCUACUUUUUAGGGGGAGCUUGUUGGGUCAUUAAGAAAAGAAAACUAUAAACCAAGGGGGAGAUUGUUGGGUCAAAAUAUGGUUUAUACUUUACUUUUCUAGGCAGUUGUAUUUUUCUAUAAUAUUUGUGAAUUUAUGGUCUUGUUUAUGGCUGAGUUUACGGCCGUAAACUCAUUUACGACCCAUUUGUUUCUGGCCCAUAUUCCAAGUAUAAAUAGAGGUGUUAGGGUGAGGAGUAGAGAUUGAUGAACCCUAAGGAGUUUACGACCAGAGAGAAAGGAACGUUUGUGUGGAUGAAUCUUGUGUAAGGAACUUAAUUCAUAUUAUCAAUACAUUUAAGAUUCAUAUUA